AUGCGUGGACCUGGCAGAUCGCCGGUCAAGGCUAUCGGCUCAAUUCAACCAAUAAACAAUCCGCUACUCGUUGCCGUUCUCAUUGACUUGGAUAUGUCAGGCAAAGAAGAUCGAAGCUUGGCUCCUUCAAGGACGUCCGAAAGCCCCGAGCUAGCAGAUCAUGGAAGCUAUCCCGAAGGAGGGCUCAGGGCAUGGCUGGUAGUCUUCGGGGCGUGGUGUGCUAUGAUCCCAUCCAUGGGCUUGCUGAACUGCCUGGGGAUCCUACACGUCUGGACGAGCACCCAUCAACUUCAGGGAUACUCCGAAUCAAGCAUUGGUUGGAUAUAUGGUGCUUAUGGAUUCUUCCUUUACGUUGCUGGAGCCCAAGCUGGACCAAUCUUCGAUGCAUAUGGACCAGCCUAUGUCAUUAUUCCUGGGUCGAUUGGAAUUGUAACUGCACUGAUAUGCUUCAGUUUUAGUGAAGAAUAUUAUCAGAUUUUCUUAUCUUUCAGCGUCCUCGGCGGACUCUCAGCCUGCACAUUGUUUACACCGGCAGUCUCAUGUGUCGGACACUGGUUCAAUGUCCGCCGCGGCUUUGCAACAGGCAUCGCCUGCACAGCUGGCGGACUAGGCGGCGUGAUAUUCCCCCUGAUAAUACUAUUCGCAGCUCCCAAAAUCGGAUUCGCAUGGGCCAUCCGCAUCAUCGCACUCGUAUGCGCCGUUCUCUGCACACUAGCCUGUCUCCUCAUGAAAACGCGACUCCCACGCAACAAAAGAGCAGGAGCCUCCAUUGAUUUCAAAGCCCUCAAAGAUAUCAAAUACGCCACCACAACCGCAGCCGUCUUCCUAGUAGAAUUCGCCGUGUUCAUACCAAUCACCUACAUUGCCUCAUACGCAGUCCACGUCGGAAUCAACGACACCAUCUCCUACGCACUAAUCGUCUUUCUCAACCUCGGCGCCGUCCCUGGCCGCUUCCUCCCCGGCCUCAUCGCCGACCGACUAGGCCGCUUCAAUGUCAUGGUCCUCACAUCGCUCAUAUGCGCAGCAUUAACCCUAGCUCUCUGGCUGAAGGCAGGAGACAACAUAGCCGCCAUUAUAUGCUACGCCGUGCUGUUUGGCUUUUGGAGCGGAGCCGCAAUCAGUCUAACGCCCGUGUGUAUCUCACAGGUCUGUGCGACAGAAGACUACGGGAAGAGAAACGGGACGACGUUCACGAUCGUUAGUAUUGGCACUCUCACGGGGAUUCCGAUUGCGGGUGCUAUUCAACAGCACAAUGGAGGGGAUUAUUGGGGUCUUAUUGUGUUUGGGGGUGUGCUUUAUUUGACGGCUACUGUUGCUUUUGGCGUUGCGAGGGGGGUUUGUGCGGGGUGGGCUUUGAAGACUAGAUUUUAG
Aspergillus pseudotamarii is the source of this 1371-nucleotide messenger RNA. RefSeq names its product major facilitator superfamily domain-containing protein. Gene Ontology annotation, molecular function: transmembrane transporter activity. The record is from RefSeq and is a predicted model, not a curated record. The coding region runs from base 1 to 1371 and encodes 456 amino acids. The transcript is spliced from 4 exons. Gene Ontology annotation, biological process: transmembrane transport. Gene Ontology annotation, cellular component: fungal-type vacuole membrane. Lineage: Eukaryota; Fungi; Ascomycota; Eurotiomycetes; Eurotiales; Aspergillaceae.